AUGAAAGAGCAAUUCAACCUCUUCAUCCCGGCUUCGGAGCCCGGGCCUGAGGCCCCGGGCGUGCCGCAGUCACAGUGGCGUCGGAUCCAUGAGUGGCUGCAUCACCGUUCCGGCCCACCGCCCGUGCCAGUUUGUUCGGUAUGCAGCGAGGAGCUGCUGAUCAAGGACAUCGGUCCUCAUCAUCAUCAUCCACAUCAGUCGCAUGCCGGUACAGAAGGCGACAUGCCGGCUCUAGCCCUGACAGGUGCAGCAGAGCAGUCGUUAGACUUCCCACGCAGGCUCGAGUGGGGGGAGAGCGAGUGGCACCUAAGAAUUCGGGAUGCCGAAAACGGACGGCUAUGGGGGCAGCUGCCGCACCAGGGCCCGUCCGCCGCCAUUGUCCUGUUCUGCGGCCACCUGGUCUGCCGGGCUUGCUUCAUCAGCAACGGCAGGAUAGCCGGGGCACUGGUGCUGCAACCCCCGCGCCCGCUGUGCCCGACGUGCACCUGCUUCCUCGACGGCGGGCGGUGCGGCCAUCUGCUGACGCAUAUGCUUCCGGCGCCGGACGACGACCUCCAAGACGGCAGCACGCUCUGCUGCCGGUUGCCCCCGACGCCGGUAGAGAGCUUGGGCUUUCGCCCGGACCGGUGCUGGAAGUGCAAGAACCUGUCUGUUGUGCUGGCGGUCGAGGGUCGCCCGUUUCUGUACUUCCGCUUCGGGGCGGACUUGUGGAAGUGGCGGGCUAAUUUGCCACCGCUGGGUGAUGCCGAUAAGCGCGUCAUGAUCUUCUAUCGGUGCCCGCCUGAGUGGACAGCGACGGAGGGAGUCGUGCGCAUCGCCCGUUUUCUGGGACGGUACCGCGACUGUUUUGUCUUCGAUGGCAUUGGGCGGGCUCACUGGGGCUGGGAUGUGGAUCGGACUGGAUUCCUUCAUGGAGAACGGAGGCGGAACGGGAACAUGCCGCACGGUCAAGAGGGUAGAGAGGGUUAGGAUGCGUUACGGCAGCAGGGUUGAGCGGACAUUGUUAGUUUGUUGGGAACCAGCGGUUGUCUGUAUUAUGCUUAGCUUGAAGUAGCGAAUUGAUCCGAGGUCAGAAGGCGAAGAUAGCGUAAGAUGGACAUGCCAGAAAGAGAAUCGAUGCACGGCGUCAGCAUCAGCGCGUGCCAUUCUGUUAUGAAUGGUUCAACUUCCCAGGCAUCGUGUGUGGUGAUACAAUCCAAUUGGAGGUUUGUUUAUUACCGUGGCACAUGGCAGGCCCAUAUCCGUAGUAGGAGAAGGAAACAGGGAAUUGCAAGGAAAAGUACCCAGGGUAGGAUGAUGGGAGAUAAAGGAGGAUGUAGAAGAAACCGGAGCGAGAAAAAAAGGGAAAAAAAAAAAGGAAGAAAAGAGAAAAGAGAAGAAGGGGAAUAUCAGAUCAUUGUCGUCCUUCCUUACCAAG
Parathielavia appendiculata is the source of this 1417-nucleotide messenger RNA. RefSeq lists its product as uncharacterized. The transcript is spliced from 2 exons. The record is from RefSeq and is a predicted model, not a curated record. Bases 1 to 969 code for a protein of 322 amino acids. Lineage: Eukaryota; Fungi; Ascomycota; Sordariomycetes; Sordariales; Chaetomiaceae.